Loxodonta africana (African savanna elephant) is the source of this 16666-nucleotide messenger RNA. RefSeq names its product olfactory receptor 8S1-like. Gene Ontology annotation, molecular function: olfactory receptor activity; G protein-coupled receptor activity. NCBI's taxonomy places the organism in Eukaryota, Metazoa, Chordata, Mammalia, Proboscidea, Elephantidae. The coding region runs from base 12229 to 13206 and encodes 325 amino acids. The transcript has 2 exons. The record is from RefSeq and is a predicted model, not a curated record. Gene Ontology annotation, cellular component: plasma membrane. Gene Ontology annotation, biological process: G protein-coupled receptor signaling pathway.
UUGUCUUUAAAGAGAAUUCCUUGAUUGUCCACGAUGCCAGAUGCCGUAGGGAACAUAGUGGUAUUUACUUCCUUGGAAAUCCUUCUGAAUAGGGCAGAAAACUCUUUUCCCAGGAUGAUUCAGAGUCAACUUAUUCAGAGCAGGAGUAAUGGACCUGAUAAUUAUAUUCCCUGGGGAUCAUUUUUUUAAAUGUUAACUUAUUAUUCAUAUCUAUGUGGACAUGUGUUGCUAUUAGUUGCCCACUAUCCCUUCAUUCUUCUUCUAAUAAUAACACCCUAAAUUUUUAGUAAAAGUGAUUCUCUCAGAUUCUUGUGUUCAUCAAAGAGGGUGAUUACACAACCCAAGACAGGCUAACAACAUUCUACCCCUUUCUCCUGACAGUGCACUGGAACAAGAAUUGAAACCAUGACCCAAGCUAGGUACAUCAGGAUCUGAUCUUUCUCCAAGAGAUUUGAAUAUUGAGCCAAAACAAACAAACAAAAAAGAAGGCAUUUGGAACAGAGUCAAUCUGACUGUAAUAGCCUAAUAGACUGUCUAUGAAACCAUGCUCCCCUGGCAAUUGUCCUUUCUUAGGUCAUAUUUGUUUUAAGAAUCUGUGGUGACACAAUGGUUUAGUGUUCAGCUGCUAACCAAAAGGUUGGUGGUUCGAACCCAUCCAGUGACUCUGCAGGAGAAAGACCUGGUGAUCUGCUCACAUAAAGAUUAUAGCCUAGAAAACACUAUGGGGCAGUUCUACUCUGUCACGUGGGGUUGCAAUGAGUCAAAAAUCCACUCAAUGACACCUAACAACAAAAACAGCAGGUCAUAUUUUUAAUAAAAAUAGUAAUAAUAGCAAAUUUGUUACAUUUCUUAACUCUUGCCAAGAACUGUGCGAACUAUCCAUGGUAGGCAGAAUGGCAUCCCAAAGAUGUUCUCCUUCUAAUCCCUGGAAACUUUUGAAUAUGUGCAUAUGCAGCUAAAUUUAUGAACCUUACGAUAGGGAAAUUAUCAUGAAUUACCAUGGUGGGCCAAAUAUAAUGAAUUCUUGAAAGCAGUGAACCUCCUCCCCUUGAAGGCAGGAAAGAUGAGGCAGAAAGGGAGAUCAGAAAGAUUUUAACUGUGAGAAUCUUAAAAUCUAAGAUUGCUGCAAAGUUUGUGGUAAUUUUUAUGACAGCAAUAGAAAACUAUAUCGAUUUUGGUGUCGGGAGUGGGGUGCUGCUAUUAAAAAAAAAACUAAAAAUGUGGAUGUUGCUGUGGAAUCAGGUGGUGGAUGGUAGCUGGAAACAUUUGUAGAAGAUGAUGGAAAAAGCCUAGAUUGCCAUGAACAGUUUGUUAGCAGAAAUAUGGACAUUUGAGACCUUGGCAGGGAAGGUUCAGAAGGAAAUUAGGAACAUUGGAAACUGGAGGAAAGGAAAUACUGGCAAGAAGCUUAAGAAAAUUGUGUCCUGCAGUUAUGUGGAAAGUAGGUAUGUAGAUGAGACUUCCCAGCGAAGUGUUGAAGAUGUGGUCUGGUUUCUUCUCGCUGCUUAUAUUAAAAUGCAAAAGGAAAGAAAAACUGAAGGAAGAACUGUUAUACAAAAAGGAACCAUACUUGAUAAUUUGUGAAAUUCUCAGCUUAUUCCCAUGGAAAAAAACAUUAAAAUUAAGAGAUUCAGUGUCAGGAAAAGUGCACUCUCGGAGAAAAAACUGAAUUUGUGAUUUUACAAUCCUUUGCUGAAACCUUGAAACAAUCAAAAAUUUAGAGUAUUCAGUCACAAGGAACUAAGGGUGUGACUCAUAGAUUCCCGCAAUCAAACCAGAAGCCUCUAGGAAACUUUGUUUUGUAGGACUUUGUCCUGCAGCCAUCUCAGCAGAACACAAAUAUAAGAAGGGAUUAUCUAAUAAAAUUUUGUGGACCUUGCUUCUGUAUAUCAGAGUGAGACCCUACUACAUUCAUGGAAGAUUUAAAAAGUUCUUGAUCCUUUAAUUGGAAAUAUUGAUUGGACUGAAAGAGACAGAGAAUGCAUGAAAUGCAAGAAGGCUGUCAACUCCCCCAUGUUCUUCUGGCAAGAAGGAGCUUAUAAAAAACAGCUGCAAAUCAUGCUAUCUUUCAUAAAUAGAGAACGAUAACUCAGCUGGAAAAGACACCAACCCACAGGUCGGAUCAAGAGCCACAGAAGAUUAUUCCCAGGUUUCAAAACCUAAUAGAUUUUGAAAUUGCUUUGAGCUGAUGACUCUUUUUGCCUUCAAUUUUCUCAUUUGUUGAACUGGAAUGACUAUAUCUGUUACCCUAGGCCUGUCUCACCAUUAUAUGUUAGGAGCAGAAAACUUGUCCUUUUAGUAUCAUAAAUUCACAGAUAGGGGAAAAAUGUACCUCAGCAUGGAUUUAUACCCAGAGUCCCAUCUGUAACUAAUUUAGAUGAUAAGAUUUUGGACUUUUGAGCUGAUAAGAUUUACAUAGGAUUUUGGACUUUGAGUUGAUGCUGUAGUGGAAUAAGAUCUUUGGGACCUUGAGAUGGGGUGAAUGUAUUUUGUAUGUGGGAUGGACAUGAAUCUUUGGGGGUGAAAAGGCAGGCUGAAGUAGGCAGAAUGCCUCCACAGAGAUGUCCUCAUCCUAAUCUCUGGAACCUGUGAGUACCUUGUGUUAUGUGAAAAAAAAAAAGGACAGGACAGAUAUAAUUAAAAUUAUAGACUUUAAAAUAAUGAGAUUAUCCUAGAUUAUCUAAGGUGGGCAAAACCUACUCACACAAUCCUUAAAAACAGAGAAACUACUCUGACUGUAGGCAGGAAAAAUGAUGUAGAAGGACAGAUCAAAGAUAUUCUCAGCAUGAGAAUUACUGACUCUGAAGAUAGAGGGGACAUGAGCCAUGGAUUGUGGGUGGUCUUUAGAAGACUAGAAUGAUCCCCAGCCAACAGACAAGAAGCAAACAGGAGGGAUCUCAGUCCUAUAUCCACACAGGAAUUCUCCCAACAACCUGAAUGUACUCUCCUGCAGAUCCUGGAUGUCAGGUUUGUGAGACCUGGAGCAGAGAAAGCAAUUGACUUUACCCAGACUUCUGACCUAAAGUACUGUGAGAUAAUAGAUAUGUGUUGUUUUAAGCCACUAAAUUUGUGGUAAUUUCUUAAGACAGAAGUAAAAAACUCAUUCAGUACAAAUGUCGUUAUUAUCUUAAUCAUACCAACAGGUAUGUAAGGUGAGUUUUAUUGUUAGCUUCUCUUUGCUGAUGAGGAAAUUAGAUAUAUGAUGUUUGUGUUGUAUGCCUGUCCAGUGAUUCAUAGCAAGGAAGUGCUGGAACUGGGAUUUUAAUCCAGGCAGUCUGAAUCCAGAGUCUGUGAUCUUUAUCACUGAACUUCUUCUCUAUUAACUCUAAAAGGUUACCACAUCAUUUUCGUAAGUAUCUGCUACCAGAUUCAGUUGCUUACAACGAAAGAAUCGGUUUCAUUGAAGCUUCCAGACUAAGAUGGACUAGAUUCAGGAGGUCUUACCCAAGAGGAGAACCGGGAAUGUCAUGGAAGGAGUCUUCACAGUUUCUGAGCAGGUUUAAAAAUUGUGACCGCUAUUGAUGUAUUGAAGAAAUACACAUAGUUUGCUGUGGGAUACCCACAUUCUGGAUUUAAUUGACUUUCUUCCUUGUUAUUUAGCUUGUCCCCCUACGCUAAAUUUUAUCUUGAGAAAAGACUUGUGCCUUAAAACAUACUUCAUGAGUGGAGUUUUGCACUUCAUGCUGCAUUUCGCCUGGAGAAAUAUGAUUUUUAGUUAUCCCACUUGUUUUGAUGACAAGAUUGAUCAGUCGGUUCAAGUGAUAACAGUCUUAUCCCUUCAUUAUAAAGCUCUCCAUCCUUCUUUUACUUGAAGAUUUUUACCAUAAGCUGAUGGGCAUUGUCUGAAGCAGUAUUUCAUUUGAAGCUUCAAAAUAGUAAUUUUACAAUAUUUAUUCCUUCUUUGUUUUCUGAUUUCUUAUCCACUAUGGUUUCUUUGAAAUAUAGUUUAUGCUAGAAGGCAAGAUAAGUAUGUAAUUCCUUUGCUUUAAUUAUCAAUUUUCAAAGCGAUCUCCAUUGAUGUCCAGACAGCUUUUUUUUCUGUCCUUUCAUUGCUGUUGAUUAAGUGAUUGAUGGUAUAUUGUUAUUCGAACAUGCCUUUUUAUAUAUUCAGUGUGUUUUAAUCAAUUUCAGUUAUUAUUUUUUUAAAUAAAAAUAUCCCAUCCUUGGCCUGUAGUCUGGCUCUUUGUCCUCUUGAUGACUGUAUUAGGUUUUAAUGGCUUCCUUACUUUCUGGCGCACACACACAUACACACACAAAGAUCCCAGAUAUGUACACUUUAUGCCCUAGGCCUGGAAUCAGCCAUUUUCCUAAGAAACCCUGGAUCUUUUAAUAGUGCAGAUAUCCCAUGCCGUUUGAAAAUUCACUUUACACCAUUUCACUUUUAUGAAAGGCCUACAUUAGUACCUGUUUUCACUAACCAAAAGAAAUUUGAAGAUUUUCACUUUUACAAAAAAAAAAGGCAAAAAGCAGAAAUAGCAUUCAGAGCUUGUUUUGCAGUGAACCAUUAAAGAGGCAGUGGUACCCUGAGCAGUGAGAGUGGCGUUCCAGCCUCUUUCCGCGGAACUACACUCAGCAUGUUAGCAGAAACCUGCCAUAGCUUUUAACUGUCUGUGAGCAUCUGUGGUUUAUUUUAUGCAUCCAUUAACAAGGUGUGUCCUAAGGUAUCAGAAAAGCCCAAGAGAACUUGGAAGGGUUUUGUGCAUUAUUUGGUAUGAUUUGGCAGGUAUUUUUUGAACCUGGAAUGCUCAAAAAAUAUUCCCUUUUAAAUUAAUAAUUGCUUCUUCCCUCUACUCCAUUUGGCUUACAAAAGGUUUCAUGGGAAUUCUCUACUUUUAGAUAAUGGGGGAAACCUAUAUUUGGAAACCAAAAUUAGGGAGCCGUAGGUGAACAUUACUAUUUUAUUAUUACUUCUAGUCCUUUUUCAUAGACAGAGCCUUUUUAAGUAGGGAAAAAAGUAACAACUUCAUAUAUAUUUCAAAGUCAAAUUUAAGAUUGCCAAAAUUUUUACUUCUUUAAUUUUGUAUUUUGUCACUUUGUUGUUAUGUUGAAAUAUAGAGUCCUACCAAUAUUAGCAUUAUAUAUUUUUUAUGAUUCAAUUAUUCACACCAUAGUUUCAAAAAACAAUGCUGGCUCCACCCAUGAAAGAUAUCAGCAGAGAGAGAGCACGGGAAAGCAGCUUCACGAAGUUCCCAGCAGGAGACAGAACACCUGCUGGACCUGCCCUGGAGCACCAUAGCUGAAUGGCUGACUGGCUCUGCCCAUUGGACAAGGAGGUGAAAAGUAUUGUGACUACAGAAGAGCAAACAACAAAGAAUGCACAGCCCCCGUGCUCAGACAUAACCAAAUAAAACAAAACAACACGAUGAAACAAACAAAUCUACAAUCAAGAAAUGAAGAAAAUAACUACUGAAUGCCCUGAAGACAGCAGACAAUAUCAAAAUAUAAAAAAUAAAAAAGAGAGAGAGAGAGAGGAUGCUCCCAGUAGGCAUCAAAAAUAAAAUACCAGAUGACUUUCCAGUAGAAGAAGGCACUAGAACUACCUGACAGGGAAUUCAAAUCUCUAAUAUUCAGAGCAAUCCAAGAGUUGAAGCAAAAAGGAGGAAAAAAUAGACAAAUUUUUGGAAAAGGCAGAUAAAUUCAUGGAAAAUACAGACAAAAAAAGUGGAGCAAUUCAGGAAAGUAAUACAGGAACAAAAUACCAAAAUAAAUUCACAACUAGAAAUCAUACAAAAACAACAAUUAGAAAUCCAAAAGAUAAACAAGAUUUCAGAAAUGGACAGUGUCAUAAAGGGCUGAGGAGCAGGUCUGAAACAAUGGAAGACAGAAUCAGAGAAAUUGAAGACAUGCACUUGAAUACAACUCUAUCUGAGGAAAAACCAGAAAAAAAAAGACAAAGAAAAAUGAAGAAACCCUGAGAAUUAUGUGGGAUAAAAUCAAAAGCAAAAAUUUGCCAGUGAUUGAAGUUUCAGAACAGGGAGAGAAAAUGGAAAACACAGGGAGGAUCAUUGAGGAAUUGCUGUCAGAAAACUUCCCUAAUAUCAUGAAUGAUGAAAAGCUGACCAUCCAAGAAGCUCAAUGAGCCCCAUAUAGGAUAGGCCCCAAAAGAAAUACACCAGGAAGUAUCAUAAUCACACUUGCUAAAAUCAAAGACAAAGGAAAAAUCCUGUGAGGAGGUCGAGAAAAACAAAAGUCACAUACGGAGGAGAAACAAUAAGGCUAAGCUCUGAUUAUUCAACAGAAACCAUGCAGUCAAGAAGGCAAUGGGAUGACAUAUACAAAACCUUGAGAGAAAAAAAUUGCCAAUCAAGAAUAAUAUAUCCUGUAAAACUUUUGUUCAAAUACGAUGGUGAAAUUAGGACAUUUCCAGAUAAACAGAAAUUAAGGGAAUAUGUAAAAACCAAAAAAAUUUACAAGAAUUACUAAAGGGAGUCCUUCGAUCUGAGAAUAAACAACAUCAGACCACAACCUGAAUGUGGAAUGCAAGAUUGUAUCAGCCAGAUACCAACCUAGGAAAUUAAUUCUCAAGGACUAUCCAAAACCAAAACACUUGCCACAGGGAACCAGAGAGGCUAAUCUGUAAAUGACAACAAUGUCAGAACAAUAAAAGAGGGAAUAAACGGUAUAGGUAUAGAACUUUCUAAUGACGAGGAAGACAAAGCAAUACUAAGUAAUAAUAGCCUGGGUCAAACCUAGAAAGAUAAGGGUAAAUUUCAAGGUAACCACAAAGAAAGUUAACAAACUUACUCAUCAAAAUAAAGAAGAAAAACAUUAAGUCUCAAUAAAAACAAAAUCUCCAAAAACAAAAGAAAUGAAAAAGAAAUCCACGAGCAAAAGGAACUCAGCACAGGAGAGUAAGAGGAACAAAGAAAAUGUUAGAUGAAUCUGUGAAGGAUCUCAUAACGUGGAUGCAUAUGGAAGACAUGCUGAGUGAAAUAAGUCAAUCGCAAAAGGACAAAUACUGUAUGAAACCACUACUGUAAAAACUCAUAAAAAGGUUUACAUACAAAAAGAAACAAUCUUUGAUGGUUAUAAGGGAGGGGGAGGGUGGGAAUGGAGAAACACUUAAUAGGCAAAAGAUGAGCAGUAACUUUGGUGAAGAGUAAGACAGUGCAUAAUACUGGGGAAGCCAGCAUAACCUGUACAAGGAAAGGCCAUUGUAGCUCCAUAGACACAUCCAAACUUCCUGAGGGACCAAACUGCUGGGCUGAUGGCUGUGGGGACCAUGGUCUCAGGGAACAUCUAGCUCAAUUGGCAUAACAGAGUUUAUAAAGGAAAUUUUCUACAUUCUACUUUGGUGAGUAGAGUCUGGGGUCUUAAAAGCCUGUGUGUGGCCAUCUAGGAUGCUCCACUGGUCUCACCCCUUUGGGAGUAAGGAAGAAUAAAGAAAACUAAAGACACAAGGGAAAGAUUGGUCCAAAGGACUAAUGGACCACAUCUACCACGGCCUCCACCAGACUGAGUCCAGUACAACUAGAUGGUUCCCGGCUACCACCACUCACUGCUCUGACAGGGAUCACCAUAGAGGGUCCCUGACAGAGCUGGAGAAAAAUGUAGAACAACAUUCUAACUCAAAAAGAAAGACUAGACAUGCUGGCCUGACAGAGACUGGAGAAAACCUGAGAGUAUGGCCCCUGGACACCCCUUCAGCUCAGUAAUGAGGCCACUGCUGAGGUUCACCCUUCAGCCAAAGAUUGAACAGGUCCAUGGAACAAAACAAGACUAACGGGGUACACCAGCCCUGGAGCAGGGACUGGAAGGCAGGAGGAAAUAGGAAAGUUGGUAAUAGGGAACCCAGGGUUGAGAAGAGAGGGUUGACAUGUCGUGGGGCUGUUAACCAAUGUCAUUCAACAAUACGUGUACUAACUGAUGAGAAACUAGUUUGUUCUGUAAACCUUCAUCUAAAGUUUAAUAAAAAAGAAAGAAGAAAAUACCCAAUAUUAUUACUAACAAUAAGACUACUGAAUGAAGUGUCUCUCAUUAAGGCAGCUCAGUCAAAAUCCUAUAAUCUAAGAUCAGUUGAAAAAAUUAUUUUCUGUGGUUAUAUCACCACCUUGGUAUACAACUAGGUUCAUUUGUUUUAGUUUUGUUUUUAAUUUUAGGGUUUUAACUUAAUUUUUCUGUUUUUAUUUUAUAAAACAGAUAAUUCAGAAGUGAAUACUAUAUAACAGAGUACAUUCAAAUGGUGUCACUUUCAUCCCUGGAGCUUCCGUCAUGUUUGUGUUUUCCCUCCCUCUAUAGCCUCUCAGAGAGAAAACUACAUCUAUUCCCAGAGUUCGGAAGUUGUGGUACAGCCACUUUUAAUGAAAAUCACCGGAUUCCUGAUGUAGUCACCUGUCAACCUAAAGCUCCAGGAUAUUGUCUUCACCAAUAAGCUUGAUAAACUCCUCUGGAGUUCUCUGAAGAUUCUGUCCCCUGUUAACAUGCUCUUUGAGGUGCUUUCUUCUUCCCUUCAGUCCCUUACUCUCUCCCUGGCUCUCUAAAGAUUUAGUUUCCUUCUGAAGUCUCUCAUUUAUCUCCCAGGUUUUGAGACAGAUCUGCAAAACAGCCCCGUGUUAUCUCUUCCCUAACGUGCUCUAUUCUGCUCUUCCAAAACACUUCUCUUCUUCUCCUGGGGAAGACUUAGCAAUUACAAUAGAUCAGAAAUCUUGUUUCCAGCUCUCCAAAAUUUGUAAGAAAUAUAUUAUUUCCCCUAACUUUAUUCAAUUUACAGAAGGGGAAAUUUUAAUUAUGAGGUCACACGAUAUUACAAACAUCAAACAGCUAGUAAGUGAUGUAAUUGGAUAUACCACACCUGUCUCUAAAUUGUAGGAUGUCGGCUACAUUUGGCUGCAGUUCUUGAACCUCAAGUAUAAAGUCUGUAAUUUAUCUUGGAGAAGCUGAGUCCAUCAUCUGAUAGCAGCACAGAUGGAAAUACAGUAGGCUGAGGACAUGAGGGGUAGAUUUCUCACUCUUCAUGCCUUACUAUCUCUCCUCAUCAACCACACUUUAUAAGUUUCAAAGAGUUGCUUUAUCUGCCCUAAGGCAUGUGGAACAGGAUCAAGGUAUAAUCUGGGAAAAGUUAUAUAGUAGAUGAUGCUCGUCACCAGUGCCCUCAUAUCUCUGGCAUUAGUAUUUCUUUUUAUUCAUACUAGAUGCCUCUUCAUAAAACCAGGGCUUUAAACUCCCUUGUGAUCAAGCUUAUCUCCCCAAAUCAAUAAAACUCUUGACAACUUUCUCCUUCUGAUUCCCACUCAUUCAUACACUUAUUCACGUUCUUUGAUAAUACUUUCUGAUCAACGUUAUGAAACAAAGUCAUAUUUCAUUCUGUCAUGACUGGUCGUUAGCUGCUUUUCCUUUGGACAGAAUGCAAUUAACCAUUCCACCUAAUGAUGUAAAUAUCUGGCAACAAACCUACUGCUUUAAGCUUCCUGAAAGUGGUGUCAUUUAUGCUUAGAAACAACAGGAGAAAGAAAUCACUCAUGGUGACACUUUAGGCACCGGUCAUGAAAAAAAGGUAGGUUUUUACUUAUUUUACUUAUUUACAUUGAGGGAAUCCUUCUGGCACUUUACAAAUACCCUAAAAAGAAAUCCAGUUUUCCACUUCUAUAGAAGUCAAGUCCCUGGCCAGCAACUUUUCCUAAUGCUGUAAUUUUUGUGUACAGAUACACUAUGCAGGCUUAUCUCAUCUUUCUCUUAGUUGCAAGGAUGUAGUUCUUUCCACAAGUCAUAGAAACUUGGAGUUAACAAGUAGGAAUAUAUUUGGAGGUGGGAGGUAGCAAAGAGGCUUUUCUUUGUACUAUCCUGAAAUCAUAUGACAAAGGCACCACAGCCCCUUCUACACCCAUUGGUAAUGUGGACCUUCUGCCCGACAUAAAGGAUUUCACAAUUUAAUCCCCUCCUUGCCACUUCUUUCAUACUCUCUGGAGAAAAUACAGUGAUCUCAGUGCCAGGAGCCCAAGUGGACACUAUGGCCUGACCUAAAUCAAGGAAUGAAGUGGGAAAAUUUUAGCAAUUAUUUUCAUAAUCCAUUCCUUAAAUAAUUGGAAAUAAAUAUGCAGACAUUUGAAAAAAUAUAUACACAAUUCAUUAUUUCUUAUUGGUAGCAUAUAAUUCACUGUGGUAUUAAUUUUCAAUAGAUCUCUUCCCAAUUCUGCUCAAAUAUAGGGUUCUCAACACUAGCUGCACAAGCUGAAUAAUUUUCCCUGGAUGUGAAUAAUUUGUCACUGGAUCUGAAAGCAUUGUUGCUACAGCCUGGUGCUGCUGGUUAUUCAGACAGGUAACUGGACUUAGUCACCCCAAUGCUUGGUUAAUAGUCAGAGAAGAGAAACUCUAGUUUCCUUUUAUCAACUGAACAUACUUAUCUUGUGUCAGAAUAGGAAAGGCCAGAAUGGACUAGACUUGGACAAAUUAUAGAAUAGUUGCAUUAGUCUAGGGUUGAGGCUGCAAGUCAUCGGUUUCAGAACAAAGUAGGAAAACAUGGAUGAGUUUUGGGGUGAGAAUGUAGCUCCAGUUGGCAUGUGGACUUCCAAAGCUGACUGAGACGUUGAUGGGCGAUUACUCUGGUUAUAAAACUAUUAGAAGGGAUUUAAGCUGGGCAUGGAAUAGGUGUCCAGAUAUUGCCCUGUUGCAGAUAUUUUUCUGGAACAGCUUUUAUGGUCAAAUGUACGUAGGUGUUUCUUGUGACAAUAUACCUGGGUUAUCACUCUACCGAUCAGUUUGGAUUAAUUUUUUUUCAUUUAAUUUCACUUGAAAUUUAAAACUAAUAAAUCUCCAUUUAAGGAAAUGGAAUAAAACUACCAAAAAAAAAAAAAAAACAAUACUCACCACCCUAACUCAAACUCUAGGUCUUUUAUCCUCCAGUGUUCCAGUGUCUGAAUCUUCCAAGCUACCUUAGCCUUCUACUUCCACAGUAUCACCCAUCACUUUGUGAUCCUCAGUACUUAUAACACACCUACAGUAUCUGAAUUUCAAGCAUCCCUCUAUCAAACCACUAUCUCCUAAAUUUAUGACUUGCUUACCUUAGCAUCUCUACAGAUGCAAUUCUUCAAACCCAAACCAGUGACUUUGCCAGUUGUUCCCUAUCUUCUGCAUGUCCCAGUUUAAUUACUUGCACAUCCUUGUUUCUGCAAUUCAUUCACUCUGCAAGCAUGCUUUACUUGUUGAUUUCUUUUUUCUUUGUCACUCCAUAUGCCUGGCAAAAACCCAAGCCAGUUAAAACCAAGUAUCUGUCUGCCUCACACAUGUGCUUAAGCAUCUGAAUGUUACCACAGAUAAUCACCUACUUGUUUAAACUAGUCCUAAAAUCUAAAAUGAGCAGUUAAUCCUACUGCAUUUCUUUUGUAAAUUUAUCUUCUACUUGCUCUAUUUUGUCUCCUUGAGUCAUCAAAAUCUCUCACCUGACCUUACUGAAAGCACGCACUGUAUACACAGGGAGAUGUUGUUGUUUUUAGUUGCUGCUGAGUUGAUUCUGACUCUUGGUGACCCUAUGCAAUGCAGAGUAGAACUGUUCCAUAAGGUUUUUAUUGGCUAUGAUCUUUAGGGAAGCAGAUAGCCAGGCCUUUCUUAAGUGAAGCCACUGGGUGGGUUCGAAUAGCCAACCUAUCAGUUAACAGCAAAUCAUACAGCUCUUGUUCUACCCAGGGAUCUUACACACAGAGAGAUAGAGAUCGAGAUAGAGCUGUAUAUGGAGAGGGAAACAGAAGGAGAAUCUGUUCAUGAUCUCACUACACACUUGAUCAAAAACUUUGCAAAAAUCAGUUGGAAAAUCUUGCAUAUUCCAGCCAUAAAAUCUGUGGGGCUGACUCUGUCCCCACUCUCUUUAUCUUCCCCCUAUUUAUAAUCAAUAAAGGGGCCUUCCUCUUAUCUAAGGACAAAAUUCCACUUGUGCUCUGGAUCCCACCCAUUUUCUGUCUCUUAAGGAUUUCACUUCUGUUAUUAGAUCCUUUCUCUGCUGCAUCAAAAAUAUUCUCUCUAUUCCCAUCAAGCAUGCAAAAUGUUCUUGAAUUAAUAUCCAUCUUAAAAAUAAAAGACAGAAACUCCUAAAGGCAUAACAGGAUGAUCCAGGAAAUUGCAUAAGGGGUUGAUAAAGGGGAGGUGGACUGUCCUCCGAGAUUAUCAACAUUAUCAUGAUGAUUAUGAAGUUAGCUUAGAAAUAUCUGAGCAUGGUUUUCAGCAUAAUCAUAAAAAUAAUGUACUUGGGCAAGAGGGCUAAGGUACUAGGGUAAACUGGGAGGCCCAAAGGGAGUGUUGAUGUCUUCUCUUUCUUGGAUUCCUAGGAUAAAUGUUCUUUUUAUCACUAUGGGAAACCACAGUGUAUUCAGUGAAUUUAUCCUCCUUGGGCUAUCUUCCGAUCCUCAGACCCAGGCUCUUCUCUUCUUGCUCUUCCUGGUGAUUUACCUCCUGACCUUGAUGGGAAACCUGGUGAUGCUGCUGGUGAUCAGGGCUGAUUCCCAUCUCCACACACCCAUGUACUUCUUUUUGGGACAACUGUCCUUCCUGGACCUCUGCCACUCUUCUGUCACCGUACCCAAGAUGCUGGAGAAUCUGCUUUCUGAAAGCAAAACCAUCUUUGUACAGGGCUGCCUGGCUCAGGCCUUCUUUGUGUUUGCCACAGGAGGCACCGAGGCCUUUUUGCUGGCAGUGAUGGCCUAUGACCGCUAUGUGGCCAUCAGCUCCCCGCUGCUCUAUGGUCAGGUGAUGAGUAACCAGCUGUGUGUCGGGUUGGUAUGGGGCUCCUGGGGCCUGGCCUUUGUUGAUGCUCUCAUCAAUAUCCUUCUGGCUGUCAAUUUAGAUUUUUGUGAGGGCCAGACUAUCCCCCAUUUCAGCUGUGAGCUGUCUUCUCUCUUCCCUCUGUCUUGCUCUGAUACCUCCAUCAACUUCACGCUCCUGCUCUGCUCCUCCGUCUUGCAUUUCUUUGGAACCUUUGUCUUGAUUUUCUUCUCCUACACUCGUAUUGUCUCCACCAUUAUGAACAUCAGCUCCACCUCCAGCAGAAGCAAGGCCUUCUCUACCUGUUCCUCCCACCUCACUACUGUGAUCUUCUUCUAUGGCUCAGGUUUCCUCAGCUAUCUGUUACCAACCUCAGGUUCCCCCCUAGAGAUGAUCUUCCCUUUGCAGUACAGUGUGGUCACUCCCAUGCUAAAUCCCCUCAUCUACAGCCUCCAGAACAAGGAGGUGAAGGCAGCUAUGAGAAGAAUGUUCAGAAAAUACAUAAACUCUUUCACAUAGUGGGCCAGAGAAGCAGAGCCAUGGAGAAGCUAAAUUGUCCUGCCACAAGAUAUCUGGUAACUGGAAAUGAAGGAGAAUUUCCUGAUUGUCCAUCAUGCCAGCUGUCAUCAUCCUAAUACAUGUGUAAGAAGAGAGCAGCCUGCUCUAUUCUUAGAGCAACUCAUAUUCAUCCUUAUUCAGAGGAAGAGAAAUGGGUCAGAUAACAUUUUUCAAGGUAUUGUUUUGCAAAAAUAAUAAGUAUUUAUGUUGUAGAGGACAUCUGUUCUUUUUGCCUGCCCAGCAUUUUCCACCCUUCCUCUAGUAACUGCACAUAUCAUUGUAAUACCUUACUUUGUCUUCUCGAGCUGCCCUUGAAAUCUCCUAUUCAGCUCUUUUGCUUCAUCAUUCCUUCCUUUCACUUUAGCUACUCCACAUUCAAGAGCAAGUUUCAGAGUCUCUCCUGACAUCCAUUAAGUAAAGUAUUAUAAUGAAAUGUGCAAAAACCUGGAAUUAGGAAAGGAAAAGGGAAGAACACACUUACAUUUCUGAAGCUGAAAGAAAUGAAGAAAAAAUUCAAGCCUUGAGUUGUAAUACUGAAAGAUUCUACAGAGAAAAUAUUAGACAAUACAGGAAGCAUCAAAAGAAGAUGAAAGGAAUACACAGAGUCACUAUACCAAAAAGAACUGGUCAAUGUUCAAUCAUUUCAGGAGGUAGCAUAUGAUAAGGAACCAAUGGUACUGAAGGAAGAAGUCCAAGCUGUGCUGAAGUCAUUGGAGAAAAACAAGGCUCCAUGAGUUGACAGAAUACCAAUGGAAAUGUUUCAACAAACAGAUGCAGCACUGGAAGUGCUUACUCAUCUAUGCCAAGAAAUUUGAAAGACAGAUAUCUGGCCAACUGACUGAAAAAGAUCCAUAUUUAUGUCUAUUCCAAAGAAAAGGGAUCCAAUCGAAUGUGGAAAUUAUCAAACAAUAUCAUUAAUAUAGCACACAAAAUUUUCUGAAGAUCAUUCAAAAGCAGCUAGCAGCAGUGUAUCAACAGGGAACUGCUCGAAAUUCAAGCCAGAUUUAGAAGAGAAUGUGGAAAAAGAGAUAUCAUUGUUGAUGCCAGAUGGAUCCUGGCUAAAAGUAGAGAAUACCAGAAAGAUGUUUAUCUGUGUUUUAUUGACUAUGCAAAGGCAUUUGACUGUGUGGAUCAUAAUAAAUUAUGGAUAACAUUGACAAGAAUGGGAAUUCCAGAACACUUAGUUGUGCUCAUGAAGAACCUGUACGUAGGUUAAGAGCCAGUCAUUCCGACAGAACAAGGGGAUAUGGUGUGGUUUAAAGUCAGGAAAGGUAUGCGUAAAGGUUAUAUCCUUUCACCAUAUUUAUUCAAUCUGUAUGCUGAGCAAAUAAUCCGAGAAGCUGGACUAUAUGAAGAAGAACUAGGCAUCAGGAUUGGAGGAAGACUCAUUAACAACCUGCAUUAUGCAGAUGGCACAACCUUGCUCGCUGAAAGUGAAGUCUUGAAGCACUUACUGAUGAAUAUCAAAGACCACAGCCUUCAGUGUGAAUUACACCUCAAUAUAAAAAAUAUAUAUAAAAUAUAAAAAUAAUCCUCACAACUGGACCACUAGGCAAAUCAUGAUAAACGGAGAAAAGGUUGAAGUUGUCAAGGAUUUCAUCUUACUUGGAUCCACAGUCAACACCCAUGGAAGCAGCGGGCAAGAAAUAAAAGGACUCAUUGUAUCAGGCAAAUCUGCUGCAAAAGACCUCUUUAAAGUGUUGAAAAGCAAAGAUGUCACCUUGAAGACUAAGGUGCUCCUGACCCAAAUCAUGGUGUUUUUCAAGUCAUGGUGUUUUCAAUUGCCCCAUAUGCAUGCAAAAACUGGACAAUGAAUAGGAAGACCGACGAAGAAUUGACGACUUUUAAUUGUGGAGUUGGCAAAGAAUAUUGAAUAUACCAUGGACUGCCAAAAGAACAAACAAAUCUGUCUUGGAAGAAAUACAAGAAUGCUCCUUAGAAGCAAGGAUGCAGAGACUACAUCUCAUGUUCUUUGGACAUGUUAUCAGGAGGAAUCAGUCCCUGGAGAAGUACAUCAUGCUUGGUAAAGUAAAAGGUCAGUGAAAAAGAGGAAGACCCUCAACAAGAUAGAUUGACACAGUGGCUGCAACAAUGGGCUCAAGCAUAACAACGAUUGUGAGGAUGGCACAGAACCAGGUAGUGUUUCGUUUUAUGGUACGUAGGAUUGCUAUGAGUUGGAAUCGACCCAAGGACAUCUAACAAUAGCAACCAGUAACUGCACACCACUCUCGCUUAAGGAAACUAACACUUCCCCAUUCUCUGUGACCCAGUGGGACUCUGAUCUGUGAUCCCAAGCCUCCCCUUACCAUGAGAAGACAGUGUGAGCCACAAAGGCGGUCAUUCUACCCCUGCCUCCUAACAAAAGACUGCUCAUGCCACCCUGCUACUGUAAUUGCUACUAAAAAGUGAGUUAUAGCAGAUAGGCCCCCUGUUAUGGAUUUUUUCAUUGAUUAACAUACUCAGAGUUGCAAAAAAGAGCAAGCCUUCCACUUAUAUCUCUGAUGGAAACCAUGGGACACCAUGGUAUUCAAUGGAAAAACUUACCUGCGAUCACCUGAAAUCAUUCAUCCACUGAAAAUUAAGUUACAAAGAUUGAGAAGCUGCUGCUUUCAUCCACUAUGAUGGAGAUAAUAAGAUUAAGACCCAAGGAUUGUUUUAAGCAAAACAACAAUUUCAAAUCUGGAAAUUCUGUCCUUACUGCUAUGACUCAGAGAUGACCUAAAGGCAAACUCAGAGACUGAUUCCCUGGCUAGCUAAAUUACUAUAUUAUUUGAUUCACUAUAACAUUGAACUGCUUAUGUGAAAUUUGGAAACCCUGGUAGCAUAGUAAUUAAGAGCCACAGCAGCUUGAAUUUCCCACACACUCCUUGGAAACUCUAUGGGGCAGUUCUACUCUGUCCUAUAGGGUCACUAUGAUUGGAAUAGACUUGACAGCAACAGCUUUUUUUAAUGUGAAAUUUGGAGACUUGUCAGGAGUUGAACAGUGAUACCUGGGAUGAUUUGAGGACUCAGAAAGUAUCAAACCUCCAAACCACUCUAAAACACUUCCACUGCACAUUCCUCAUCUGAGAAUGCUCUCUCUUCCUUGAUAGUCAAAGAUUAUAAUUCUCAUUCCCACCCCAUAUUAUUGCUCUGUUAGUUUCCAGGAUUCAGAAUCAACGUGAUCUGAGAGUGAAAAAAAGAAUUAGAAAAAAGAAUGGGACAUUUAUGUUUAAAAUAAAUAACCAUAAUCCAUUAAUUUCUAUUUAAAAAAUAUGGAGAUUAUUUGUGGAAAAGGAUUUUGAGUAUAUUUGACAAGGGUGUGAACUGUACUUUUUAAAAUAAUUUUUAAAUCUUUAUACACAUAAUUUUAGGAGAGUGCACGAACAGGAACAUAUCAGGAAUGUUCUUCGUGGUGGUACAGUCUUUUUUUUUUUUUCUU